CAGGGCCRUGUCCUGGCCCGGUGCAGUUCCCGUGUUCCCGGACGUUCUUGUCCCGUGGCGACAUGGCCCUGCGGAGGGUGCUGGCGCUGGGRGCAGCCCUGGGGCGCCGCGGCUGCUGCUCCAAGCCCUCUCUGCCCCCCGACUUCGUGGAGACCCUGAGGAGCGUGGUUGGGGCCCCCAAUGUCUCCACGGCCACAGCGGUGCGGGAGCAGCACGGCCACGAUGAGUCCAUGCACCCCUGUGCCCCCCCGGAUGUCGUGGUGUGGCCCCAGGCMGUGGGGCAGGUGCAGGAGCUGGCAGCGCUCUGUCACCGCUGCCGCGUGCCCAUGGUGCCCUUUGGCACYGGUACCGGCCUCGAAGGAGGCGUCAACGCCGUGCAGGGCGGCGUCUGCUUCGACCUGAGCCGCAUGGAUGCUAUCGCGGAGCUGAGCCUCGAGGACUUCUCGGUGACAGUGGAGCCUGGUGUCACCCGCAAGGCCCUCAACAAGCACCUGCGUGGCACYGGGCUCUGGUUCCCUGUCGGUACCGUGGGCAUGAGGGGGGCCAUGGGGCUGGGAGUGGCAGCACUGGAGAUGCUGGGGGUGACUUUKGGAGCUUCUGAUCAUGGGUGUGCAUAGGUGUGCUGUGGUCCCAGGGCAGUCGCAGAGGUGCCUCUAGGACUGAGUGUGCCAUGGCUCCUCAGAUUCUGGAAGGGAUGUACAGAUAGAAUCAUGAAUGGUUGGUGUUGGGGGUACCAUUCCCUGCCACACCAAGCCCACAGGGUCCAUGCUGGCAAGGCACUGUGAGGAACAUCCACUCGAUGCUGGUUCAGAGACUGAGUGACCCCAGUCCCCUGCACUGCCACCCCUCCCUUCCCCCCAACCCCCCAUUAAACCUCUGCACCAGCACUCUCCAAAGGUUAGGAAAUCUUUUAGGACAACAGGAUCUUCUGCUAUCCCACGAUCCGCCCUACUCCAGCAAGCACACGCAGAUAUCCAGGAGAUGGGGGAUGUUUCUAGGCAAAUCUUUAUGCUGCUGGAGGACUUGGGGCCAAGUUUUGGAGGGGGCUGCCACUUGGUAGCUCCGGGAACCAGCGGAAGCUGCCCCCGUGUUCAAAAGGCACCAGUUUUGGUUUGCGUUUCGGUUACAGCUGGUACUGUAGCAUAACCCGAGACAUGAGAAUGCACAGCUUAGCCCCUUCCUGCCCCAGCAGCCCCCCACCACCCCUUACCCCCUGGGGACCCCUAUCCCCAGCCUCCAGCACACAAGGGACAGUACAAMCCAUCUCUGUCACACUGUCGCACCAUUAUAAGGGAUGGCUUCCACACCAUUAGACUUUCCUGGUCACUGUAGAAUGCUCCAGAGUGAAAUACAGAAUUCCCCUGAGAGCAGAGCAGCCACCUCAAAUUGAGCACCAUCUCAAAUUGAGCAUCACCUCAAAUUACCAGGCACAUCCUUGUCUCAAUAGGGACAUGGCCCCAUGCCCUCCAGGCCAGGACUGGCUGCSGGUUUUGCAUGGAGAGGACAGUGGGGAAGGAGUGAGCAUAGAUCCACCUCCCAGCUUUGCUUCGUUUACAGGCAUAGCUCUGAAACCAUUCCUGGCCCCUGGCCAGAGGAAGAGGAAGGGCUAUGAUGGUUGCAGCUCCUCACCUCUGUCCCCACAGAGCCCCAAUCCCCCAAUGUGCGUGGGAGUCUCUAUGUACAUGUCUGCUUACACCAGGUGGAGAGGACUCGCACAGAAGGGGAUGUGUGUCUGGGGAGGGGUGGGGGCCAGAGAGAAGGGACAGUGGCCCUGAGGCCAUCACAUGGCUGCCAGCUGGCCCAGCACCAUCCUGAACUGCUGUGUGCUGUUGGCGAGGUCCUUGACGCGCUCCACCAUGUCCUUGGAGGCGGAAGGAGAUGGAUAGUGGAGAGCAGCUGCCUUGGUGGUCAUCACGAUCUCCUUGAGCAUCUCGCAGAGGAGGUUGCUGUAGUGCAUCACUUUGUGCUGGACGUCCUGGGCCUUGGCCUGGCGGGACAGCGUGUCCCCAAUGAACACGAGCUUGUGGGCRCUGAGGAUGACAAACUUGCUGUGGGCCACGAAGAUCUUGGGGGGCUGGUUGGUGCUGACGGCGGUGAAGAAUGCGUCGACAGCAUUGGUGAGCGUGGUGAGGUUGGCCUCACACUGCUCCAGGUAGAAGAGGAGGAGCUGGCGGUCAGCAGGACACAGUGUCCCACCGCCCCGUGCAGGGCUGUAGUGCUGGGGGGGGCUCCAGUUGGACAGGUCGUURUCAAUGGGGCGCGUCACCUCCUGCUCCAGCCGCUCAAAUUGCUUCAGCUGUGGGAGAGACUGGUGUGAGGCAGGGCAGCCAUUGGGCCAGCACCUGAUUCCCUCCACGGAGCCACCAGCACAGGUGGCCAUGGCCACCAGCCCCAGGGAACAGAGAGACAGCGCUUGCCCCAGGACAGCUGUGCCAGGCCUCUCUCCAGGGCCAAGGUGCCUAUGCCCCUCUCCACUGGCAGAGCACAGGAAGGCAAGGCAGAAUGCACCAUGGGAAAAGGGCUGUGAUCAGGCCAGCAGCAGAGGUUACAAGGCAAGCAGGACCUGGGGCCCUGCCUGCCCCGAGCACUGUGCCCAGCAGCACCCACCUGCCUGCCCCAGURCCCUUACCUGCUGGUGCUCCAGCUGGUCCUUGCUCUGCCGGAUGAUGUUGCCUUUUUCCAGCAGCUCCUUCUGGGUCUUCUCAAACUCCUCCUUGCCCUGCAGGGGCAUGACAUGGAAGGGGUCAGCAAUAUCAGCCUUAUCAGAGAGAACCCCCACCUGCCCUGGGACAUGCCUGGUCCCCACAGCCCUCAAGCUGGAGAGYAAGAGCAGAAAACAGGUGGCAGAAGCAGAGCUGCCUAAUGCCCCAUCAGGGAGCCACCAUCACAAACGCUCCCUGUGGGAAGCAGCCCCCCUACCCAUGCCCACCUGGAGAUGGACAUAGUCGUAAUCCUCCAUCCAGCCGCUCUCGCUGUUUUCGUAGGGCCCAUCUGGUGAUUCCUGGGCCAGCAGCUUUGGAGGGGAGGGCAGGGGCCGUGACUGGAUACUGCUCGCUUUGUCAGAGGGGUGAGUGGACCCAUGGCCACCACUCUCCCCCACUGGCUUUGUCCGUUUGAAGAGGAGGGAGGCAUUGCCAUGCAGGAAGGAAGCCAACUGCUUGGUGUCAUCAGGAACACCACGUGAGUGCAUGAUGAAGUGCUCCAAGUCAUCCGUGCCUGGCUUGCUGCUGGCCAGAGCACUGGGGGCCCAGUGGCAAGCGUCCAGCGCUUGGCCGUGCCGUGCCAGGGCCUGGUACACCUCCUCCAUCUUCUGUAGCUGCUUGCUGAGCUUGGUGUAGAGGGAGCGGUCAGAGGCCUGAGCAGCAUUGCCCACUGCCCCCCGGGCAAACUCCAGCAGGUCCCGGAGGGCUGUCCGGACACCCUCGGCUGCCCCACGGAUGUUGGCAGCAUUGGCCUCCAUGUGCUCGAGGCUGCGCCAGUUGGUGCUGAUAAAGGACAUGAGGUAGGAGACAGCGCUGCUGACACCGCUCUGGAGCUUGGCCAGUGUCUCCAUGGCGGCAUCCAAGUCCAGGGAGAACUCCUUGCCGGCUCCUUUGGCCGGCUCCU
This is a messenger RNA of Malurus melanocephalus (red-backed fairy wren), 3606 nucleotides long. Its product is annotated as probable D-lactate dehydrogenase, mitochondrial. Gene Ontology annotation, biological process: lactate catabolic process. The coding region runs from base 63 to 617 and encodes 184 amino acids. NCBI's taxonomy places the organism in Eukaryota, Metazoa, Chordata, Aves, Passeriformes, Maluridae. The record is from RefSeq and is a predicted model, not a curated record. Gene Ontology annotation, molecular function: FAD binding; D-lactate dehydrogenase (cytochrome) activity; D-lactate dehydrogenase (NAD+) activity. The transcript has 4 exons. Gene Ontology annotation, cellular component: mitochondrion.